AUGACAACGGUAGUGCGACUGGUUAUAUUAGCGUUAUGCGCAUGUGCACAGGCGCAGUACGCAGAGGAGCGUGCUCCACGAUACAUAGCAUCGGAGUCCAAAAGCGAACCACCACCACCAGUCGCUAUUCUUAAACAAAUAAACCGACACAACGAAGAUGGAUCAUACACUUACGGCUACGAAGGAGGUGAUGGUUCAUUCAAAAUCGAGACCAAGUCGGUUGGCGGAGAAGUCAAGGGAAAGUACGGGUACAAAGAUGAUACUGGAAAGUUAAGAGUAAUCGAGUACGGAGCAAACAAAUAUGGUUUCCAACCAUCAGGUGAAGGUAUCACUGUAGCCCCACCAACACUUGUCGAUGAGUCCAAAGGGCAGGAGGGACCUAACAAACAACAGCAAGGACGUUCUCAGUACCGCGCACCCCAAGAACAGUCCAUAGACUAUGAUUACGAGGAACCUGCGCCCCGGCCGGCACCGAGACCGUCACCGCAGCAGGCAUACCGGGCGCCUUCGCCCCAGCCCCAAUACCGUCCAACACCAGCUCCCUACAGGCCAGCACCGUCACCCCAGCCUCAAUACAGGCCGGCUCAACAAUCUGCACCUACACCACCAAAGCCACAAUUUUUCGCUGGUGCCGCACCAGUGCCAUCCGGAGACAACUUCUUCAACCCUGAGCCCAAACAGCAAUACCGACCUAAACAGGACUUCAGACCUGCACCUCAACCUCAGCAGUUCGCACCAAGACACACCGAGGUUAAUUUCAACCAGGAAAACUUCGCCCCAGCUGCUCCGCAACCCCGUUUCCAGCAGAACCAAUUCCAGCAGAGUCCAAGCAAGCCCUACUCCAUGCUUGACCAGCUCCUUAAAGAAUACGCCCUACCCGAGGGCGGCUCUGCCGCCGUUCACGACAUCACGUUCGGAUCCUACUAG
This is a messenger RNA of Pieris macdunnoughi, 927 nucleotides long. Lineage: Eukaryota; Metazoa; Arthropoda; Insecta; Lepidoptera; Pieridae. The record is from the annotation of a GenBank genome assembly.